CUUGCACUUGCGCGCCGCCGCGCCGUUUGUUACUCACGCACUCACGGAUUCUCAUACAACGUAAAAUUUUAAAAAGAAGUUAAGAUAUUUUGUUGUAGAUAUCAGAGUUUACUUUUACAUAAUUUGUAUCGGAAAUCGUAUUUUUGUUACAUCUAAUAAAGAAGAGCAAGUUUAUGUUCAUUAAAUUAUUUAAGGAUGGAGCACAAGUUGGUGGGUGUCGUCCUGAUGAUGAUCUUCCACAAGUCAGUGGCGUACGAGCCUAGUCCUGACGGGGGGUACCCGGCCGGCUUGGUGCCCAAUUGUCCAGGAGUGCUGAAGAACGCGACGCUGAAGUCGGAGAACCUGCCACUGCUGCAGGUGGUGGUGCACCGGCUGGCAGACGGCAAGCCCGAACGCACCAGCCUGCCCAUCGCCACUGCGCACAAGACCAUCGCCAAGAAUAAAUACCUCGACUACAACAAGAAGACGGUGGUGUACAUAUCGGGUUUCCUGGACAACACCAUGUUCCCGCACUCGAUGGCGAUGGCCAACGCCUACGCCCGGCGAGGGUACAACGUGCUGGCUAUAGAGACAUUCUAUUUCUUCACAUAUAUUUAUCCCAAGUCUGUCCGUGUAGCCAGGGAGAUCGGAAAGCUGGUUGGAGAUUUCCUGGCGAAGCUGGCCGAUCAGGGCCUAGACAACAACAAGCUGGAGAUGGUCGGCAUCAGCCUCGGCGCACAUUCCACCGCCUACGUCGCCAAACGAUUCUUCGCCGUCACCGGAAAGAAACCCUUCAGAAUCACUGGGCUGGACCCAGCCGGACCAUGCUUUCGAGCUAUGCCACCAGAGGAAAAACUAAACCCAUCAGAUGCGCAAAGAGUGGACGUCCUCCACACGAACAUAGACGGCUUCGGCAUAGCGGAGCGGCUGGGGCAUGUUGACUUCUACGUCAACGGUGGAGAGUACCAGCCGAACGAUAUACCCUACAUCCCCUGCUUGGUCAUCUGCAGCCACUUCCGCUCCGUCAUCUACCACUGGAUAGCCCUGGAUCAUCCUAAGAAGUUCAUUGCCAUGCAGUGCGACUCCAUACAGGAUGCGCGUUUCGCGAGGUGCUACGAUAGCAAGGUGACGAACUACAUCGGUUUGGAGACCAACUUCAACAGAACUGGUAUCUUCUAUUUGGGCACCCAUAACGAGUUCCCCUACUUCAGGGGGAGGGACGGCUUGAAUAGGAACAACGAGAUAUACAGUGAGGUGUCCAAAAGAAUCAACAGUGAUGAUAUCUUUGAUGCAUAAAUAGGCGUAAAAAUAGCAGCAGAUGUAACACUUCCAUAGAUAUAAGAUACACCAGAGAUACAUGCUACAACCGUCGAAAUCUUUAUAACUUUUGUCAGAGAGCA
Molecule: messenger RNA, 1379 nt
Organism: Aricia agestis (brown argus)
Lineage: Eukaryota; Metazoa; Arthropoda; Insecta; Lepidoptera; Lycaenidae
Product: lipase member H-like
Exons: 5
Coding region: 196-1275 (359 amino acids)
Molecular function (GO): lipase activity
Source: RefSeq, a predicted model, not a curated record